AUGGCACGAAAUAUAUAUGUACCAUUCUUUGAUGGUUCAAGAGUGAAUCCUAUCAAAGAAGCGUCUAUUAUUGUUCUUGACAAUGCAUCGUGUUUGGAUAUCUCGGAUGAAGGGAUAGUUUCUUGGCUAGUACCCUUACUCGAGAAUGAGUCAACGGUCGUAAGCACCUCAACUAUAUGUUUUUCAGAGUCAUGUGAUGCUCAUUCCCCUAAAUUCUCUAUUUUUCAUUCUAAUAUCAAGUCUUGUUUUUCAACGAGUAACGAUUGUUCAUUGUCUUUUUCAUCUUCUAGCAUUGAGGGCGAUUUAGAAGUUAUUGAUUUGGAGGAAUGUAGUAUGGAUAAACCACUUUUUUGGCCUCCUAGUUUGAUACCCGAAUGGGGUCUAGUCACCGAGUGGGAUUUAUUUGCUAUGUCGCCUCGUAAAAACAUUUGCAUUGUUGAAAAAUCAACAAAUACACCUCCAAAUAGCCCAAGCCCGAUACUUUUGAAUCCAAAGAUGAAUUUACAAAAGGCUAAACGAACGCUCGUGUUUGGUUUAGGCUCAAAUUCUUCGGCUAAUUUGGAAAUUAAAACAGAAAAUGGCAAGAAGGUAAUUAGGAGAAUGAAAAGUAUGCCUUCAAGGUUCAAGAAAGGUGCUAAAGCCUUAGAAGACGACAAUUUCACGAAGAAAUGUGGUCAGGAAAAAGUGUCGUUGGAAGAUCUUUUAGUACUCGAUGAGAAGCUAAAUGUCGCGCCUGCUAUUGAAAUAUUACUAGGCCUUGAAGAAUUUGAUGGCCAUGAAGGGGUUGAAUCUGAAUUUAACAAAGAUGAUUUCUCCCUUGAUGUGAUUAUAUAG
This is a messenger RNA of Erigeron canadensis, 834 nucleotides long. RefSeq lists its product as uncharacterized. The transcript has a single exon. Lineage: Eukaryota; Viridiplantae; Streptophyta; Magnoliopsida; Asterales; Asteraceae. The record is from RefSeq and is a predicted model, not a curated record. Bases 1 to 834 code for a protein of 277 amino acids.